UCUACUUAGUGUUGAUCUUCCUUGGAGGAAAUCACGAUGUUACUGAAGGUAGGUAACGUUUUAAUUGUCGUCAAUAUUAAUCAUUAUUCGACUUGUGGGAGGGGGGCAGAAGAAAAUGGCGUCAACAAUGGCAUGGUUGGAACCGUCGCUUGUUCUGGAACGCCAUUGUACCGCGUGGUUAUGCCUGACAACCUGCUGUUUACUUCAGUUCGAAGAAAAUUUCGCCGCGUUCGGUCACGAUUUUGUGUCUCUCUCGCGAUGUCGGAGUUUUUCGGGCCAAGUUUGGACGGUACGUACCCAACCAUGUCCAUCUACGGUGGACCUCUUUAUGCGGAGUUCUUGGGACCGUUCUACGCCAAUGCGACUGCAGGAAGUUUCUCAACAACUCCAUCAACAGCCGAACCCGUGGGUUCUCACCCAGGUCUACCCGGCUGGGAAGACAAGGCAGUUCAAGACUUGCAAGACAUCUGGUUGGAUCUAGAAGAAUCCUUGUCAAACAAGUACCACUCCAGGGUUGAGAGAGAUGACGUUCCACAGAUUGAGGAACUGGCGAGGUUGUUUGUAUUCCGUGCCAAAAGCUCACAGCGCUGGGUACCAUACUACACUGCGCUAUCUCCCACAGCUACACCCUGCCCAGAGCCUGAAGUUAAAGCUACAGAGGCUGGAGCCACACCAACAGAUCAGGACAUCAGAAUCCUGGCCAGAGAGGAAGAUGAAGAAGACGACCUGAAGGAUUGGAUAAAUGGAAUGAACGAUGAUCUUGACAUUUCCUCCAUGAUACAAGAGGCUGGAUGUGAUUUGUUGAGUGGCGCUGAUGAAGAAGACUUGAGUGCGGUGACAUCUAUCAGUCAGCUCACCAGUGGCCAGACUCCUGAAUGUGACCGUUCUGUCUUGAUUGGUUGUGAAGAGACACAGUCCAACCAGUGUGAUACCCCAUUUGAAGAGGAGGAUGACAAGUCUGCAACUAUGGAUCUGGCAGCUACUUACAACAGCCUGGCAGAACAACCCAUGCCUUGCCUCCCGUUUGAGAGCCAGUCACCUGCAAACAUGCCAAAGCCAUCAUCACCAGCAACUGAGUUGUUGCUGACCCCAGUUUAUGAUGAUGCUUGUGCACACUAUCCCAGUUGUGCUGAGGAGCCACCGUCCCCGAAGUGUGCUUCUGUUGUGGAGCGUGAUGAUUGGGUCAUGAUAGCAGCUGUGGCAACUCUCUUUGUGUAUCACGCCAAGCACAGCCUGCGCCAUGUGCCGUACUACACCUGUCAGUCUCCAGCGCAUACCCCACCGGCCACUCCAAGACUGGUGAUGGAUGGAUUGUCAGGUGAUGAAGAUGUACAAAGCCUUGCUAGGAGAGCUGAUGAAGAAGACAUAGCAGAUUGGGUCAAUGGGAUGUGUGGCACUGGAGACCAAUCUACAACUACUACGUUGUUGCACCAAAGUGAAGAUGUGCACAGUCUUGCCACAAAAAUUGGCAAGGAAGACACACAAGACUUUGUCAAUGAAACAUGUGGUGACCAAUCUACACCUACCAAAUUGUUGCAACAAGAUAAAGGUGUCCACGGUCAUGCCAAGGAAAUCUAUAAGGAAGACACACAAAGCUUUGUCAAUGAAACAUGUGGAGACAAAUCUUCACCUACCUCAUUUAUGCACCAAGGUGACGAUGUCCACAGUCUUGAAAAGGAAGAGCAAGACAACUUAAAUGUCACUCUCAUGUGUGGCCCCUCUCAUCAAAUGGCACCUGCUGCAUUGACAGUUCAAGAUGCAGAUACCCAAGCCAAGAAAGGUGACAAGGAAGGUCAAGGAAAGUUGAUUGAUGAGAAAGACAUGCAUAUGAAGGCCCAAACUGAUGAGCCCAAGAAGAGGAGAGGCAAAUGGUGGGACUUAAGGAAAAAGAGAGAGAUGGCCACAGACAGGACAAAUGGCACCAACAAUGAGGAUGCAAAGAAAGGAAGGAAGUGGUGGAGGAGAGCAUUCAAGAAGGAGAGUGAUGGAAAGACAAGUAGCAGUGACAAUGAGCAAAGAAAUCGCUGGUGGAAGAUCUUCAGGGAGAAACAGUCACAAAAGAAAGGACAAGGAAUGGAAGAUGAGAUGACAACUAAAGAUUCAAACACAAAAUGGUGGAAGAUUGGCAGUAAGAAGAGUGUGGGCAGUCAAGCUGACACAGGAAUGGGUGAUAACAAGACUGGAAGGAGUGCAGGAUGCUGCAUCUGCAUGUGAAGAAGAGACCUAAAGUAUAUCUUGUGGCUCCUCUCACUUGGAUUAAAGACAGAUAGCACAAUCAAUUCAAGAUGCUCUCAGUGGAAGGCAACUUGACUCAGCUUAUUAGAUGGUUACCAUCUGCAUUGUAAAUAUAAGGCCAUUUUAUUACUAUAUUUAAUCUGAAGCAAUACUGUUCAUGCUUUUAAUGACACAAGGAUGGUGCUUUCAGCUAUAAGCACUCUUUAUUAUUGUGCUAUGUACAGUGUACCUCGAUCACCAAUUUAAUGUUGGAAAGAUUUAAAGGAUUUUAACACAAAUACUGCCAACAUUCAUUUUUGUACAGAGGGUUAUAUUUAUGUAUAUAUAUGAAAUUUUGAGAACAAUAUGCACAUGUCCUAGAAGGACUAUAACAGUCAAUACGUUUGUAUUGCAAAAGGCAACUCUGAGUAAAAUUUUGAUCAAAGGA
This is a messenger RNA of Branchiostoma floridae (Florida lancelet), 2662 nucleotides long. RefSeq lists its product as uncharacterized. The coding region runs from base 37 to 2214 and encodes 725 amino acids. The transcript is spliced from 6 exons. The record is from RefSeq and is a predicted model, not a curated record. Lineage: Eukaryota; Metazoa; Chordata; Leptocardii; Amphioxiformes; Branchiostomatidae.